This is a messenger RNA of Colletotrichum spaethianum, 435 nucleotides long. RefSeq lists its product as uncharacterized. The transcript has 2 exons. The coding region runs from base 1 to 435 and encodes 144 amino acids. NCBI's taxonomy places the organism in Eukaryota, Fungi, Ascomycota, Sordariomycetes, Glomerellales, Glomerellaceae. The record is from RefSeq and is a predicted model, not a curated record.
AUGCAGUUCCGCGCCUCCCUCGCUGCCGUCGCUGGCUUGUUCGCUCUGGCCAACGCUCGCAUCUACGGCAUCGCCUUCCCCGAGACUGUUAAGGCCGGCGACGAGGUUGAGGCUAUCAUCGAGACCGAGAACUACAUCCAGUCGGUCGAGGACAUUGCCAUCGCCUUUGGUAUCGCUACCGAAGCUUCCGCUUACCCCGGCACACUUGGCCAGAGCGUCCUGGGCUCGUUUUACCUAGGGCCUGAGAAGUCCAACACUCUUGACAACAUCACCGAGACCGUGACCAUUCCUGCCGGUCUUGCCGCCGGCGAGUACGUUGUCGCCGCCAGCUUGUACAGCUUGUACGGCGCCUCGUCCUCCGCCAUCUUGACCAACUACAAUGUUACCAUCACCGUCGGCGGCGCGACCAGCGAAACUUAUGUAGGCAGCCAGUAA